This is a messenger RNA of Hyaloscypha bicolor E, 1884 nucleotides long. Its product is annotated as Glucooligosaccharide oxidase. NCBI's taxonomy places the organism in Eukaryota, Fungi, Ascomycota, Leotiomycetes, Helotiales, Hyaloscyphaceae. The transcript has 3 exons. Bases 260 to 1636 code for a protein of 458 amino acids. The record is from RefSeq and is a predicted model, not a curated record. Gene Ontology annotation, molecular function: FAD binding.
AUCGAGUUCCUCAAGAUCCCAAUUAGGACUUAUCUAUACAAUGGAGAAUUUCAGCCACCGCCAGUCCAUUCAUUUAAUAAUGAUUUCGUUGCCAAAGACAAACGCCUCUUCUUUCUUCCCGCUUAGUGCUUAGUAAGAUCGAGCAGAUGUGGAAAGCUGACACCUGGAACAUGAACCUCGCAAAGUCAAGUGACCAUGCAUUUCUUCCUUCAAAUCGUCCUUUACAAACCUGCAAUUGGAAAUCUCUGCCCAAAAAAAAAUGACGAUCUCGAAACUCGUCGAGAGCUUGACAGCAAAACUCUCCCCAGCAGCCAGUGUGCUCACAGAUCCCGCCAGUGACGAGUUCAAAGCUGCUCUCGAGCGAUGGACUGAGUUGGAUCUCGAGACUCCUGGAGCUGUUGUGCUAGUUUCUUCUGAGGAAGACAUCGUUCAGACCGUGAAAUUGGCAAUCGAGCACGGCAUCCCCUUUGUUCCCAAGUCAGGCGGGCAUAGCCAGUGGUCAACAAUUGGAUCUGAGGGCAUUAUUAUCGACCUCAGCAACUACAAGAAUGUGAUCGUCAACAAGUCUGCUCAAACGGUACAAAUCCAGGGUGGGGUAGUUAAUAGGGAGGUUAUUGAAGCUUUAUACGUAGAAGGGUUGUGCACGUCUCUCGGAGGAGGCAACACAAUAGGAACAAUCCCUCAGGGAAUCGGUGGUGGAAUCUGCGCCCUCACGAAGCUCUGCGGCACCACAUCAGACAACAUCCUCUCCGCGCGCAUGGUCACCGCAGCCGGCUCCAUAAUCACCGUUGACGACUCAACCCCCGACCUGCUCUGGGCUUUGAAAGGAGCCGGCCAAUUCUUCGGCCUGGUAACGGAACUCACACUGCGCACCUACCCCCUCUCCAUUCUCGGAAUGGACGACGGAUCCGUCUACACUGGUACCUUCAUCUUCGACAUCCCGCAAGUCGGAGAGGUGACCAAGCUCGCGCAUCAAUUUAUGAACGUGAAAGACCACAACUCCGCCGUCCUCGCCGUCGUAACCCUCAACCCCCAGCUCCAAAAACCAUGCUUCCUUCUCAUGUGCAUAUAUUUCGGACCCGCCAUCGAAGCAGAGAAGUUCCUCGAGCCAUUCAAGGCUCUGUCGCCGAUGAUGGCGGUGGGCUCAAUGGUUGACUAUACGAAUAUCAACGACAGUAUGGACCCCUUUACCGUCAAAGGAGACUACAAGUGCUUUAACCUCGCCGGCGUACCGCGCUUUGAUCCGGCGCCCUGGCAAGGAAUCGCAGAAAGCUUCGUUGAACUAACGAAAGCCUUCCCGGACAUAAAAAUGGGAGGGUAUGGCUUUGAAUGGACGACUGGGAAACAAAAAGAGAUAGAGCUGGAUUCGGUGUGGGCACAUCGCGAUUUGCAGUUCUGGGUGGAGAAUUUGUCUUGGUAUACGGACGAGAGUUCUGGGGAGGGAGUGCAGAAAGCUGCGGAGGAAACAUUGGCAAAGGCGACGCGACAUUGUAAAGCGGAAGAGAUCCAUCACUACCAGAACUUUUCUAGACAUGAUUCGCUGGAGAGCAGGUUCGGGGAGGAAAUAGUAGAGAAAUUGAGGCGGUUGAAGAAGAAGUGGGAUCCGAAGGGGGUGUUCACGAAGCAGUUGCUCUGAUUUGAUGUCCGAUGGUCAGACUGCUUGGUGAACUCACAUGAAAAGCCAGUGCCUAUUCAAAACGACCAGCCGGCAAUUAAGACUCCAAUGACUUUUAAGCGAUCAUUGUAUUCAUGUAGUACAGCUGCCUAUUGUUGGCUACACGCUUCCUUUGCAAUUGGCAGAAAAGUCCCGAAUGUGGAGACGGCGUUCAGGACUCGGCCUCAAUAGCGCACCUUGGGGUAGCUGAAAAUCGAAACCCUCCAAAA